Molecule: messenger RNA, 3066 nt
Organism: Vanrija pseudolonga
Lineage: Eukaryota; Fungi; Basidiomycota; Tremellomycetes; Trichosporonales; Trichosporonaceae
Gene: ace2
Product: Metallothionein expression activator
Exons: 4
Coding region: 1130-2791 (553 amino acids)
Biological process (GO): regulation of transcription by RNA polymerase II
Cellular component (GO): nucleus
Source: RefSeq, a predicted model, not a curated record
GUCGGAUCACCUGCCCUCCGAACAAGCUACCCCACUGGAAUCCCUAAGCCCUUUCGCUCCUCUCUCCAUACCCAUACCUGCGCGAGUCUCCUUGCCUCCCUCCUUCACCGCGUAGGCCCUGGGCAAAACCUCAUCCUCCUCCUCUCCCCCCCUUACACCCCCCUCCCCCUUCGUCACCCCGAGGGAACCAAAGCAUUCAGCAGGACGGCCGUCGAAGACAGCGCGCUGGCGUGAUUCUCGUCUUAACGGCCUCUGGCACCCAUUGCCCUCCAAUCCUUUAUCUCGCCGCGGUGUCGAGCGUACUACCGACCUUUCCCCUCCCUCCUUGUUCCCCCCACCAAGUCAUCGCUCCUUGUUCUUGUCCACUACUACUACCACCACAAACUCCAACACACUCCCUCCACCGGCAGUCGAACGAUCGCGUUGGUCCGUCCCAACGCGUGUUGUGAUCGUCACUCGGCCCACCCACCCACAGCCCAAGUACAACUUUGACCUUCCCGACAGGUUGUCGUCCAAAGGGCUGACAGAGCUUGUGCCUCUGUAACUUUUUACGUGCAGAGCUUGCUGUGCGCGGUACCCGUUCCCGUCGUCUGCGCGUCGCCCGUCUGCCGUAGCCGUAGCCCCCGCCGCCGCUGCUGCUACUCGCCGCUGGCUGCCCACCGCGCCUUGCAACCUUUACUUUGGUUACGAGGUACUGUUCCUCGAGCCUAUCGCGCAUUAGCGCAUUAGCGCCCCAAAGAUUGGCGUAUCCUUGUCCUGAGCUCCUCUCCUACUCGGGCUCAACCGGCAAGCGUCAUCGGAGCCUCCUCCCCGCUUGAUCGAUCGAACCUGCAUCCGCCGUACCGCGCGCGCGUUGCUGUCCUCUGUUCGCGUUCCUUGCGUCGUAUUUUGGCCAACAAUCCAGCUCCCGGCCGCGGGCACCUUGGGUCUCUCCGCAAACCCGGCACGAACGCACUCCCCCUCGCUGCCCACCCACCACCACUCGAGAGAUCAUAUACAACCCGGGUUUCCAGUCUUCUUUUUCUGAAGCCACCGCAAGCCACCUGCGCCGCACCGAGUGACUAUCCCUCGUCGCGUCGAUAAAAGCAGGUCCACCAAGCUUGCGACAGUCUUGACCGACAACCGCGAUAUGAUUGAAGGCCAGUACGCCCAGCAAAACCAAUUUGACAACCGCGACGGCCGAGGCAGACGUGACGAGUACCCCUCUUCGCAGUCGUACAACACCCCAACCACUACCACCACCACCGCACCCAACCCAGGCUCACCACCCACUUCGGCCUCUCCGUUUGCCUUUGCACCACCCCCCCUCUCAUCAAUUGCAGCAAACUCUUCAAGACCCGCAGCCAUGCACCAGUCUGAACAAGCCCCCGCCGCUCAGGAGUACUCGGCAUACUACGGCCAGCGUAGCCAGGCGGCGCUCCCGGCGGCGCCAGGUGGCGGCAGUGCCGCCAGCGGCGCGUACUCAAACUACUCGGGUAGUCACCCAAUGUCCUACCGCGUGUCGGGCAGCGACAGCACUCGUGCGGCCCCUCCAGCAGCGCUCACGCGUGUCCCAAGCUACUCGGUCAUCUCGCAGGCCGGCGCGCAGCCCUCGCCCACCGCCACCAGCCCAUACUACCCGCCGCCCCGCGCUGCCGGCCAGCCUUACGCCGCUCCCCAGCACUCGCCUCGUGCUGUUGGCGCUUACCCUCAAGCCUACUACCCUCAGGCAUACCAGCCCACUGCUGUUGACAUGCCUCGCUCGCUGUCGUACCCAAGCAACUACCCUGCGCCGUACGCUGGCUACCUCCCCAGCAUGUCGACGCCUACGCUUGUUCCUCACAGCGAAGGCUUGCCUUCGCUCAUGCGCAACCACUCGACCAGCGCCAUCAACGGUGUUCCCGGCGGCGCCAACAUUGGCUACGCUUUCGCCAACCGCCUGCCUCUUGUCGACAGGCCUUUCAAGUGCGACCAGUGUGUGCAGAGCUUCAACCGCAACCACGACUUGAAGCGUCACAAGAGAAUUCACCUGAGCGUCAAGCCUUAUGGCUGCGAGAAGUGUGGCAAGACUUUCUCUCGCAAGGAUGCCCUUCGCAGACAUUGGAUGGUCCGCGGCUGCCGCGGCGAGGAGGGUGCCACUGCCCCGAUCACGCCGACGUAUCCGUUGAAUGGCCCUCCCCCGGCCCUCUCACCUUCGACGCCUCCCAACAAUGGCUCGUCGGGUGAAAGCAACUCGACCUCCACCUCGAGUGGCUACGGCUCCAACGCCAUGUCCUUCUCUCACCCUUCGGCUCCGCCUCCUCUGACUUCGCUCCCCGCUCGGGGUUCGUCGGACAAGUCGCAGAUCAUCCUGACGCCCAACGAGGUCGCCUCGCAGCAGCGCUUCAACAGCAGCGUCAAGCUCGAGUCCUCCGAGUCGGCAUCCGGUGGCCUUGGCGAGUCUGUUGUGAUCGACCCCGCGCUCAGUGGCAUGGACAGCAGCCGCGGCAGUGCCACUUCGCUCACCGAGGGCGACAGCUACUUUGAUGGCGUCAGCCGCAAGGACUCGAUCGGCGCCGUUCCAGAUAGCGCCACGUCGUCGACGUUUUCGCGUUACGCUGCCUCGCCCAAGGACGAUCUGCGCCACCACCCUUACCGCCGCAGCGCCCUUCCUUCGCCCUCUACUCACUCGGUCCAGCCUAGUGGCCUUGGCCCGGACGGCAAGCCAAUCUUCUCGAUGCCGUUCUCGCAGGGCCCUCACGGUCACUCGCUCCUCGCGCCCAUCGAGUCUGACGACCACAAGGAUGGCAACAACGACUGGUCCAGGUGGUGAGCGGCAAGCGGCGCGCGGCGUACGAGCGCCUCGACCUAACCCUCGUGUCCAGGCAACAACGACCCCCGUACCCCUUCCCCUCGUCCGGCUCGUCCUACGCUGGCACUCCCCUUGCCUCGCCAGCCAACAUCCAUCACGACACAAGGUACGCGUAGGACCUUUACAAGUGUCUUUCUCAUCGAUACCCUCGCGUCUCUCUGGGCAUUUUUUGGGCUAUCAUCUUCCAUUUCUCGGCUUCUUUCGACUGGUGUCGUCUCUCUCUCUCUCUCUCUCUC